Molecule: messenger RNA, 1980 nt
Organism: Lactuca saligna
Lineage: Eukaryota; Viridiplantae; Streptophyta; Magnoliopsida; Asterales; Asteraceae
Source: the annotation of a GenBank genome assembly
AUGCUUAGCUUCAUCACCGCCAUAGCCAAUAAACUAUUGAGGUAUACAAUGGAUGAUCAACCACAACAGCCACCGCAACCACAAGAGAGAAAAAAGAGAAUAGCCACACAACUAAUUGACAGUCAAGAGCCACAAGAAGUUGAUUUCAAUCAUUUUGGUCUGCAUUAUGGGGAUAAACAAAUUAAGUUUGCCAAUGAGUGUGGAGUCCUCACACGAUCGAUGAUUUCUAUCAAUUAUCGAACUUGGAAGAAAGUGUUGCAGGGUGAACUUGAAAUGUUGUGGUUAAGUAUUAAAAGACGAUGGAAUAUUCAAAAUAACAAACGCAAAGGUGAUGUGCUUAAAAUUUGCAACACUGCAUGGAAAUCCUACAAGAAAAGGCUCAUACGUGAUUUCAUGGCCAAUGGAAGAGAUCCAAUUCCAAUCUACCCAUAUCUAGAUCCUGAUACAUGGAAAACCUUCAAAAAAGAGAGAUCUUCAAAGGAAUUUUGGGCAAUAAGUGAGAAAGCGAGAGCCAAUGCAAAGCUUCAAAAAAAUCCUGCACGAUUAGGUCUACAUGGAUAUCGGGUAUCGUAUUAUGCACCACCUGGCAUACAACCAACAAUGACUAAGCUUGCAGAGGUCGAAAGUCAAAUAUCCCAGGGAGAUUGGGUGCCUAAACCCGGAGAGGAUUCGUUGACAGCGGUGUUAGGAAGGGAGCACCCUGGCCGGACUAGGGCAGUUGGUCACACUGUCGGCCUGAGAAAAGCCAUGCAAGGGAAUGAUAAGAAGAAGAGGAAAAUGCAUGUGAAAGAAUCUAUGAAUGAGAUGCGCGCCACGAUAGAUGACCUUACAAAACAGGUGGCAGAAGUAAAGGCAAUGAUGCAGGAGUCUAACAAGCAAGUUGUGGACAAUGUGAGCCCAAGGGUUACAAAACAGGUGGUAGAGGUAAAGGCAUUGAUGCAUGAGUCUAAUAAGCAAGUUGUGGACAAUGUGAGCCCAGGGGUUCUGAAUAGUAGCUGUGACUCAAUGCCAGCCUUGGUUGAGAUAACGAACCCUACUCAAUGUAAAUUGGUGUUGCCAUAUGGGGCAUUGGACCAGAAUUGCGCUAGUGGGCUGGUCUUUCCCUACGGGAAUGGGUUAAUACACUCACUCCCUAUGCCUGAAAACCACCUUAAAGUUUUGAUAGACAAAAUCAACAAAGACUUUCAGGGUCUUCCAAUUCCUGUAGUGACUGAUGAAGCCAGUAAUCUUCAAAGUGUAGUUGGCCAAAUAAUUCAAUGGCCACGAAAUGCUAUUAUUCUAACUGAGAUACAAGGAAGAAAGCUAAAGAAUUCAACUCCAAGUUCGCUACAAACCACUGUAGGGGGGUGUACAAAAAAGAACACACUCACUCCAAUGAACAAAUCGAAGCCAAUUGAAUUACUACAAGCCGAGAAAUUUGAGUUUUGGAUUGCACGAGAAGAAAUUCUUCGUUUGUUGAACAAAAGAACACUUGAUGUUACCAUUCUAACAGUUUGGCAGAUGAAUCUACAUUCGAUCUCACGUUUGAAGAACAAAUGCUCUUUCCUAAACCCGCAUAGGAUUCUUGGGGCAGAUUGCCAAGAAAACCCGGAAGCUGUCAUAAAUUACAUUGUUGAUGCGAUGCGAAUUAAUCAAGGAAAACAAUUUCUUAUCGCUCCAUAUCUUCAAAGGAGUCCUAUACAAAAGCCUAUGGAUACCUAUUACCUACUCAAGAAACAUGUUGACUCGGCUUUUGCAAGAUACGGGAAAGACACAUCAAAUCCAAUUAGCUGGACGCUCGCUGAGUGGAUCCGUGUGAAAACCAAAGAUUGUUACACCCCAUCUAUCGAUUUUGCUGCAAAUCCAAUGGUUUGGACCCUCGUUGCGUACAAUAGCAAUAGCAGCGACGGUGUCGCUGCUAAUAAUAUAUGGUGCCAAAACUUCCCUCACGACAUGCGUCGCCGCAAUUACUUCACCGUUGUUGCUAAUACGCUUGCGUAG